Molecule: messenger RNA, 600 nt
Organism: Penicillium diatomitis
Lineage: Eukaryota; Fungi; Ascomycota; Eurotiomycetes; Eurotiales; Aspergillaceae
Product: EKC/KEOPS complex subunit CGI121/TPRKB
Exons: 3
Coding region: 1-600 (199 amino acids)
Biological process (GO): telomere maintenance via recombination; tRNA threonylcarbamoyladenosine modification
Cellular component (GO): cytosol; EKC/KEOPS complex; nucleus
Source: RefSeq, a predicted model, not a curated record
AUGGACUCGAAACUAGAAACCAUAAGUUUCCCCCAUCUGCCUGCAUCGCUGCCAAUUCACGUGGCUUUAUUUCGCAAUGUUCAGAACUCGGCCUUCUUGCGACAGCAGUUGCUUGCGGGUAACGCCGACUUUGAAUAUGCCAUGAUCGAUGCAAGCCUGGUUUUCUCAAGGGCACAUGCAAUGGCGGCUGUUUUCCGGGCAAUGAAUGAUUACCUGAACAGUCGGCUGAAGUCGCACAAUGUGCAUUCAGAGAUAGUGUUAUCUUUUAACCCAACAAACAACAUCGCCGAGUCGUUCCGCAAGCUCGGCAUUUCCGAUUCCACGAAAGACCUGUUGAUCAUUAAAGUGUCUGUGUCUCCGGACAUAACGCACGACUCUGUUGCUACGCACUUAGCAAGCUCCGUGGAAGGUGUUCCGAUGUCUUUUGAUGACUCGACAUUGUCGGAAAUUCACGAUAUCAACAAAAUCAAGAAGCUCUAUAAGCUCGGUGCGUUACCCUCACCAGCAGUCAAGGCUGACCCCAGCCAGCCUAUGCUCGGCGCAGCAAAGGAUCGAUUGGAGAGUUCUUUAAUUGGAGCCAUUGCCUUGAGAGGGUCGUGA